GUAAUUUUGGGUGUUACAAUAUCAACUAACAAGAAAAGUGGUGUAUUUUUUGUGACUUCUCUGCGAGCAACAGCCAAGACCUUAUACUCCGAUGACCCAUCCUUGCGCAUCAGAUUGACGUGCUCUUGCACUUGCCUUGCUCCACGAUCCAUGCGACGGCGGUGAUUUGAUUAUAUGUUGUUUAAUCAUUGAACUAAUCUUUAGAGUUUGAAUAUCUGAAGUAAGAUUCUUCUUUCGGGAAAGAUAGCGAAGCUGUUAUUAUAUUCAGCCCAGAAGCAUCCUCGCUGGGUCCUUGAAGAACACUUCAUUUCUCUGUUACGAUCAUGUAAGACAGUUGCGCUGCUUCAGAAAGUUCAGGCCCAGAUUAUUACCCAUGGUUUUCAAUACAAUGGAUAUGUAGCUCCCAAUGUGGUAACUUCAUGGGUUGGUUUGAAGCAAAUGGCUCAUGCUCGCCAUCUGUUCGAUCAUUUUCCCGACCCAAAAGUAGAGCUUUGGAAUGCGAUAUCCAGAGGGUAUUUCCAUAACGCGUUUUACAGGGAAGUGGUUUUCUUGUUUGGGAAAAUGAAGAGCAUGGACGUGAGACCCAACUGCUUCACAUUUCCUCUUGUCCUCAAAUCUUGUGCGAAGAUCGGAGCAUUUGUGGAAGGUGAAGAGAUACAUUGUGAGGUGAUUAAGGGAGGUCUUGAAGGGAACCAAUUUGUGGCUACUACGCUGAUCGAUGUGUACUCUGGUGGGAGGGCAAUUGGGUCUGCGUACAAGCUGUUUGUUGGAAUGCUGGAGAGAAAUAUAGUUGCUUGGACUUCCAUGAUUAGUGGCUACAUUUUGUGUAAUCGUGUGGCACUCGCUCGAAGACUUUUUGACUUAGCACCGGAACGUGAUGUUGUGCUGUGGAACAUUAUGGUGUCUGGUUAUAUCGAAAUAGGGGAUAUGAAAGCUGCCAGAAAGCUGUUUGAUACAAUGCCAUACCGAGAUACGAUGUCUUGGAAUACAAUGCUGAAUGGUUAUGCCAAUAAUGGGGAUGUUGAGGCUUGUGAGCAGCUGUUUGAGGAGAUGCCUGAGCGGAAUGUUUUCUCCUGGAAUGGAUUGAUUGGAGGAUAUGCUCAUAAUGGGUGUUUCUUUGAAGUAUUGCGUUGUUUCAAACGGAUGCUAAUAGAUGGCCUUGUUGUUCCCAAUGAUGCCACCCUUGUCACUGUUCUAUCUGCUUGUGCAAGAUUAGGAGCUCUUGACUUGGGAAAGUGGGUGCAUGUAUAUGCUGCGACAAUUGGGUUUAAAGGAAGCAUUUAUGUUGGAAACGCAUUGAUAGACAUGUAUUCAAAAUGUGGUUUGAUAGAGAAUGCAAUGGAAGUUUUUGAAAGCAUGGAUUUAAAAGAUCUUAUUACUUGGAACUCUAUGAUUUGUGGCUUGGCAACCCAUGGAUGUGGGGCAGAUGCAUUAACUUUGUUUCACCAGAUGAAGAUCAAUGGCGAAAAACCAGAUGGAAUCACCUUCAUCGGGGUGUUGUGCUCCUGUACCCAUCUUGGGUUAGUUGAAGAAGGCACCUCUUAUUUCAACUCAAUGGUCAAUGAAUACUCAAUUGCGCCUCAGAUUGAGCACUAUGGUUGUAUGGUUGAUCUAUUUGGCCGAGCAGGUCUUUUGGACCGAGCAAUUGAGUUUGUGAAGAGGAUGCCAAUGGAAGCAGAUGCUGUCAUCUGGGCUGCUCUACUAGGUGCAUGCAGGAUUUACAAAAAUAUAGAUUUGGCGGAGUUAGCUCUUCAAAAACUCAUUGUGCUUGAACCCAAAAACCCUGCAAACUAUGUCUUGCUAUCAAAUAUUUAUGGAGAUCUUGGUAGAUGGAAAGAUGUUGCACGGUUGAAGAUUUUAAUGAGGGAUACCGGGUCUAAAAAAUUGCCAGGAUGUAGCUUGAUUGAGGUGAAUGAUAGCGUUGUUGAGUUUUAUUCUUUGGAUGAAAGGCAUUCUCAGAGCAAGGAAAUCUAUGGAGUCUUAAAGGGAUUGAUGAAAUUGUUAAGAUCAUUUGGGUAUGAACCAAAUAUGAUGGAACUCCUGCAGGGAUCAUGAGAACCAAAGGGCCACAUGGAAAUGCCUUUUGAGUGUCCGAGAUGGUGUCUUAUGUAGCUGCAAUUUCUUUCCAUACUGGUUAUACUGCUGUAUCAACUAAUAUUUAAUUUAACCUCAGCUCUGUUCAUGGUGCCGAACUAAUCUAACUACAAACUAAUAUUUAUUGAUUGCAGUCUUGGAAGCUAUUAAAACUUCCAACUGCUGUUUGUAAUCCUGUGAUUGAUUUUCAGAUACCCGCCCUCAGUAGAAAUAAAACUCUCUCAAUCUUCAUUUUGCUUUCACUUUUUUGAAUCAUUGUCCUGGAGUUCGGCCUCAUCGAACCUCGUCUAACUACUUGACUUUAUCUGAAUACUUUUCCUAAUUUUAUUUUUCUUCUCACACCUAAUGCGCAGAGUUGAGAUAUUUGAUUUUUA
Messenger RNA from Cucumis sativus (cucumber), 2468 nucleotides. RefSeq names its product pentatricopeptide repeat-containing protein At1g08070, chloroplastic. The transcript has a single exon. Gene Ontology annotation, molecular function: protein binding; RNA binding. The record is from RefSeq and is a predicted model, not a curated record. Lineage: Eukaryota; Viridiplantae; Streptophyta; Magnoliopsida; Cucurbitales; Cucurbitaceae. Gene Ontology annotation, biological process: RNA modification. Bases 439 to 2055 code for a protein of 538 amino acids.